This is a messenger RNA of Parnassius mnemosyne (clouded apollo), 933 nucleotides long. The record is from the annotation of a GenBank genome assembly. NCBI's taxonomy places the organism in Eukaryota, Metazoa, Arthropoda, Insecta, Lepidoptera, Papilionidae.
AUGAAGCGCGCAUUACAAGAAAUUCAAAAUAUCUUGCAAGAAGAUAUUCCUUCGGAUCCCAAAAGUUGUGUGGAGUUGGAUGCAGACUGUGGCUCAGAACCAGACUUUGAUCAAGCCCCCGAAUUCACCCUUGGUAAUGACACUACCGCUGUGCAGACAUUCAAUGACAACUUUGACUCGGAUGAUUAUAUACCUCUGGCUAAUUUUAUAAGUACCGCUACUACCUCUGCUUCUACUUCUCAACCACGUGAUGAUAUUUCUUCGACAUUUCGGCCACCGAAAUGGAAAAAAAGCUACGCUAUGAAACUGCCUGGUACUUUUUGUGAGAUUUCUGGUAUUCCUAAACAUAUUCAAAGCAUGGAAAAUAUAACGCCUCUACAACUUUUUCGCUUGUUUUGGACAGAGGAUUUGCUAGAAAUAAUCAGCUUUCAAACCAACUUAUACGCUGCUCAAACUGGUAAAAACUAUAAACCGACUACUCCUGAAGAGAUUGAUGUGAUUCUGGCUCUAAAUUUGGUUAUGGGUAUUAAAAAGCUACCAAGCUACAAAGGUUAUUGGGCAUCUGCACCUGAUCUACAUGAUAGCUAUAUCUCCUCUUUUAUGCCUUUGAACAGAUUUGGGUGGCUUUUGAAUCAUAUUCAUUUGAACGAUAAUAGCUUGAUUCCUUCUAGACAGAGUCCCAACUUUGAUAAAUUGUAUAAAAUUCGUCCUUUGUUGGAUAUUAUUCGAAGAAACUUCCGCGCUAAUUAUGAGCCUUCAGAAAAAGUUGCAGUAGACGAAAGUAUGAUAAAAUUUAAAGGACGAUCUUCUCUGAAGCAGUACAUACCAAAAAAAUUGAUCAAACGGGGCUAUAAAGUUUGGAUGAAGUGUGCUGAGUCUGGUUACUGUCUCAAUUUUCAAUUAUAUACAGGCAAACAAGAAUACAAUGUAUAA